AUGCCAGGUAUAUGUGGACAUCUGGAGCAGUCCAUCGCAUAUUUGGCUUCAAAAUGUCAUGCGAAAGCGACGCUUUUGAACGUGAACAAGUUCAUCAACCCAAGGUUCGGAACUAUUGCUUUUGAGGAAGGUGCGGAACAGCGGCCUCUUAACGCUGCAGAAAAUCGUUUGAGCACCUUGAAAGUAUUUUUUGUCACGACCAAGGAGUGCUACGAUCACCACUGGGAAGAGUUGAAGGCUCCUAACACUAUAUGA
Necator americanus (New World hookworm) is the source of this 255-nucleotide messenger RNA. RefSeq lists its product as uncharacterized. The transcript has a single exon. The record is from RefSeq and is a predicted model, not a curated record. Lineage: Eukaryota; Metazoa; Nematoda; Chromadorea; Rhabditida; Ancylostomatidae. Bases 1 to 255 code for a protein of 84 amino acids.